Molecule: messenger RNA, 1093 nt
Organism: Copidosoma floridanum
Lineage: Eukaryota; Metazoa; Arthropoda; Insecta; Hymenoptera; Encyrtidae
Product: ubiquinone biosynthesis protein COQ4 homolog, mitochondrial
Biological process (GO): ubiquinone biosynthetic process
Cellular component (GO): mitochondrial inner membrane; mitochondrion
Source: RefSeq, a predicted model, not a curated record
UUCGGUAGUUCAGUUACUUGUACCUUUUACUUACGUACAGUUGCAACGCGAACAGCAAAAACUACCUAAUACAUACUCGUCGGCACGUCCGAUUCACUGUUGCGAUAUAAAAAGUACAAACAUCUCUCCGGAUGCUAUUGUCAUCGCGUGUGGAUACAUUUGUUGAUCUUGAAUCCUGAUAUUGACAACACCAGUGAUCUCAGGGCUGUGUGUCUAGGAGUAGAUCUUAUUAGUAUUCAAGAUCAGUUAUCCUCAUCGAUUCACGCAAUCAGGGACAGCUACAAUCAUGCUGACACUGUUCACCCAUUGCAUUGCACCAAAGUCGCUGAGAGUCAAGAGGACCAAACUGGCACUAUCCACGUGUGCUGCACGGAACCAACACGAGCACCAGCGCAGCACCUCGCACUCAGAUUUCACCGAGUCCUACAGCCGCAACCACAUCGAGCUGUCCCGACUACAGCGGGGCAUGUUAGCCCUGGGCUCGGCCGCCAUCUCCAUCACGAAUCCGUACCGGGGUGACAUGAUAGCUUGCCUGGGCGAGACGACGGGAGAGGGAGCGCUGGUCCACUGUCGCGAGCGCAUGAGCCAGAGCGCCGAGGGCCGCCGACUCCUCGAGAAUAAGCCGCGGAUCAACACCAGCACCCUCGACAUCGGUAGGUUGGAAGCCCUGCCCGGGGGCACGGUUGGCAGGACCUACGCGGACUUUUUGCGAGUCAAUAAAGUGUCGCCGGACGAUAGGCCGCCGGUGCAGUUCGUCGAUGAUAUCGAGCUCGCCUACGUGAUGCAGCGUUACCGCGAGGUGCACGACGUGUUCCACGCAGUGCUUUUGAUGCCGACGACAAUGCUGGGCGAGGUCGCGGUCAAGUGGGUCGAGGGCCUGCAGCUGAGGCUACCGAUGUGCGUGGCCGGUGCCAUUUUUGGCGCUGCCCGGCUUAAAUCAAAGCAGAGGCAGCUGUACUUGAAUUAUCAUCUACCUUGGGCCAUAAGGACGGGCAAGAGCGCCAAGUUUUUGCUGUCGGUGUAUUUCGAGGAGCGGUGGGAGCAGUCGCUCGAUGACUUUCACAAUGAAAUGAACAUCAAGAGGCUAGUUUGA